CUGUGAACGCAGCGUGUCACGUGACAGGCUGUGACAGCACAGAGGAGGAACACCAACAUGGCGGUGUGCAUAGCAGUGAUAGCUAAAGAGAACUACCCGCUGUACAUCCGCAGUGUGCCCACCCAGAAUGAGCUGAAGUUCCACUACACAGUGCACACCUCUCUGGAUGUGGUGGAGGAGAAGAUCUCAGCUGUGGGCAAGUCUCUGGGGGACCAGAGGGAGCUGUACCUGGGUAUGCUGUACCCCACCGAAGACUACAAAGUAUAUGGAUAUGUAACAAACUCCAAGGUGAAGUUUGUUAUCGUUGUGGACUCAUCAAAUACAUCAUUGCGGGACAAUGAAAUAAGAAGUAUGUUCAGAAAAUUGCACAACUCUUUUACCGAUGUAAUGUGCAACCCGUUCCACAAUCCUGGGGACACCAUUCAGUCCAGGACCUUCGAUGGAAUUGUUUCAGGAAUGAUGGUGCAAACUGGCUGAUGUCCCUUCCAACCUCUUCUGCUCAGCCACCUCUGUACAUUAUACCCCCCCUCUUUUGUUUACGUGUUGCCUUGAAAUAUAUAACUAUAUUAAAUUUUGUUGUUGCACAUCA
Molecule: messenger RNA, 589 nt
Organism: Paralichthys olivaceus (Japanese flounder)
Lineage: Eukaryota; Metazoa; Chordata; Actinopteri; Pleuronectiformes; Paralichthyidae
Gene: trappc2l
Product: trafficking protein particle complex subunit 2L
Biological process (GO): endoplasmic reticulum to Golgi vesicle-mediated transport
Cellular component (GO): cytoplasm; TRAPP complex; nucleus
Source: RefSeq, a predicted model, not a curated record